Messenger RNA from Cornus florida, 1090 nucleotides. Its product is annotated as protein LIFEGUARD 2. The coding region runs from base 179 to 907 and encodes 242 amino acids. Gene Ontology annotation, cellular component: membrane. Lineage: Eukaryota; Viridiplantae; Streptophyta; Magnoliopsida; Cornales; Cornaceae. The transcript is spliced from 4 exons. The record is from RefSeq and is a predicted model, not a curated record.
AUACGAGUCACGAACUUUCUACAACCGUUCUGCCAAGCAACAACAAAAACCCCCGAAUUCGAAACGUUUACGCACUCUCUCUCUCUCUCUACAAAUCAUCUCGUUUGUUUUUAUUUCAGGGACGUUUUCAACCUCUUGAUUCGAUUGCAGAGUCGUCUGAUUGAUCAAUUCUUGCAAGAUGUUUCAACAACCCUUCCGGAAAGCUGACGUGGAAUCGGGAAGCCAGCCACUCUACCCGAUGAUGCUGGAGGCACCGGAGCUCCGGUGGGCCUUCAUUCGCAAGAUUUACUCUAUUGUUUCCCUCCAGUUACUUCUCACCAUCGCCGUCGCAUCCGUCGUCGUUACCUACCGUCCGAUCUCCACUUUCUUCGUCUCCACCACUGCCGGAUUGGCUCUUUACAUCGUGCUCAUCAUCACUCCGUUCAUCGUUUUGUGCCCCUUGUAUUACUAUCACCAGCGUCAUCCGGUGAACUAUUUACUGCUUGGUGUGUUCACUAUCACUCUUGCUUUUGCGAUCGGGUUGACUUGUGCAUUCACCAGUGGGAAGGUCAUUUUGGAAGCUGUCAUUCUAACAACUGUGGUGGUGGUUAGUCUAACUUUGUACACGUUCUGGGCUGCAAGAAGAGGACAUGAUUUCAACUUCUUGGGGCCCUUCUUGUUUGGUGCUAUUAUUGUGCUUAUGGUCUUUUCCUUUAUUCAGAUACUCUUCCCCCUGGGUAAGAUCUCCGUUAUGAUUUAUGGGUGUCUGGCAGCAGUUAUAUUCUGUGGAUAUAUUGUGUACGAUACCGACAACCUGAUCAAGCGCUACUCCUAUGACGAAUACAUCUGGGCUGCUGUAUCACUGUAUCUGGAUAUUAUCAAUCUCUUCCUCGCGCUGCUGACCAUCUUUAGAGCUGCUGAUAACUGAGGAGGUCUUUCUGCUGUUUCUUUUUUUCUUCCCAUUUUGCCUUAUUGGGUCGGAAGCAAACUUGCUUGUAGUACAGAAUGACAAUCUUAUCUAGAUCUGUUACUUGUUCAUAUUGAUUGUAGCUGAUUGAAGGGUUCUUGCCCAAUUUACGCUGAAUGCAAUGAAUUUGCACAUUUGGUACUA